GAGGGUGUUUGCUGCCUCGGUACGAAAGAAGUAUCCUUGAAGUAGUGAAGAGUAUUGCGGGAGAAGGCCACCCGGUACCCGUCCCAUCAGGAUAGUACUCGCGCGCCCACAACAGGCUGUACACCGUGUGAACGACAGUGCUUUAUCGACUCAUCACAUGAAUGAGAAUCAAACGAGACAUGGAAGGGUCCAGAAACACCGUUCAAGGAGAGUUGUCAGUCAAACACCCCGUCACCGAUGAGGCCGCGGGGUAUCAGAUCUCUCAGCGCGGCAGAAACCACAACAAACCGACAUUUGACAUCCCCACGAUCCGCGAUCUUGCUCCAGGCAUUCUCUUCGCUGGACGAAGCAACUUCCGACAUGUGACAUGUCACAGUGGUAAUUAAUAUUCUGAGCCGCGAGCCGUAUGGUAUUUCGCUACACAUUAUCUCUG
This is a messenger RNA of Fomitopsis serialis, 433 nucleotides long. RefSeq lists its product as uncharacterized. The transcript is spliced from 2 exons. The coding region runs from base 162 to 386 and encodes 74 amino acids. Lineage: Eukaryota; Fungi; Basidiomycota; Agaricomycetes; Polyporales; Fomitopsidaceae. The record is from RefSeq and is a predicted model, not a curated record.